GAGUUAGAGGAGAAAACAAAGGCUAAUGCAGAUUCAGCAAGGCUGUAUAACCGCCUUCAGCAAAAGAACAGAUGUUUGGUGCUUGAAAUAUCACGUUUGAGUGGUUGCCUCAGAAAGGCCUCCAAAACAAAAAGAACAGAGUUUGAAUACGAUGUCUUGGCUCAGAACGAAAAGAGACUGCGCUACUAUACUGGAUUCGCAUCACGCCUGCAUUUGGAGGCAUUUUGGUCGCUGUUAGAAGACGACGUGAACAGCCUGCAAUUUUGGAAUAUGAAAGGAACUGCAAAUGAAGACAGAAAGUUUCUGCUGCCGCUCAAGACACAGUUAAUAAUUGUGCUUAUGAGACUUCGGCUGGGACUUGACGGAGCCGACCUUGCAUUCAGGUUUGAUGUGUCGGAGAGCACGGUGUCCCGCCUAUGGGUAACCUGGCUUGACUUCCUACACAACAAGCUACGCCAGGUGCCCACAUGGAUGCCACCAGAUCUGUGUGACAAGUAUCGCCCACAAGCCUUCCUUUCCAAGGGAUUCAACACCGUGGACGGUAUCCUCGACUGCACAGAGAUCUUCAUUGAAACACCGUCAUCUUUUCGCGUUCAAAGUGAGACGUAUUCGUUGUACAAGAAGCACAAUACCGCCAAGGGACUGAUUGUUUGCAGCCCCAACGGAUUUGUGACAUUUGUCUCGGACCUAGCACCUGGCCGUUUGUCGGACAAGGCCUUGACCAAUCACUGUGGAAUCUUAGAUAAAUUCACUCCUGGGCGCAGCAUCAUGGCCGAUAGGGGAUUCACUAUUGCAGAUGAAUGUAAGACACGUUCGUUAGGUCUCAACAUUCCUCCUUUUAUGGGUGGACGGCCGCAGCUGUCAGAAAAAGACGAAGAGGAAACAAGACGAAUCGCAAGCGUGCGAAUACAUGUUGAGAGAGUCAUCAGGAGGGUGAAAACCUUCAGAAUACUAUCACAGAUUUUCCCAAACAGUAUGGCUGAACAACUCAACAAAGUGUGGCAGAUCUGUGCCCUGUUGUCUAACUUCAUUGAUUCACCUUUGCUGAAAACUACACCCAGCUGAACACUAGAAAAACUGCUUUUUGAGAUGGUCAGGAAAAUUUAGACAUUGUCAAAAGUUAAUGCCAAACUCUUGUUUCAGUGGCUCCAUUGUGUGCGUCUCUGCUCCUUGAUCUUCCCGUAAAAAUUUGUACAGCAAAAGCUUGUUGAUUCAUAUCUCACAGGACCGAAAAAAAUAUCCGAAUUGACUAAAUUCUGAAUUAUCGAAAGUAUCAAGAAAAAAAAUUAAGUGUGUGUAAUGUCAAUACACUUCUAUUUUCUUGACGAAUAAGUAAAUCCUGCACUUUUCAUAAGAGCAGUUUAAAAGCAGUAAUUUUCGCCACUUGUGACCUUGUCUACAAUGUAACCGCGGCUCACGACCUUCCUGUCUUCACUAACCCGAAACGUGCUACCUCAAAAUUAACUGGAAACAUUGUUCCCAUACAGUUCACGCUGAUGGCAGUAGUGAUGCAGAUUGCACCACCUCGUUUCGGUUGCCUGCGAACACUGUUGUCGCUCCUUUGCACCACACGAUUGUGGUGCUUCGUGUGGGGUGCGCUUUGAGAAUCGUCCGAAUUAACCGGGUU
Messenger RNA from Rhipicephalus sanguineus (brown dog tick), 1627 nucleotides. RefSeq lists its product as uncharacterized. The coding region runs from base 271 to 1065 and encodes 264 amino acids. The transcript is spliced from 3 exons. The record is from RefSeq and is a predicted model, not a curated record. Lineage: Eukaryota; Metazoa; Arthropoda; Arachnida; Ixodida; Ixodidae.